Papilio xuthus (Asian swallowtail) is the source of this 520-nucleotide messenger RNA. RefSeq lists its product as uncharacterized. The transcript has 4 exons. The record is from RefSeq and is a predicted model, not a curated record. The coding region runs from base 91 to 471 and encodes 126 amino acids. NCBI's taxonomy places the organism in Eukaryota, Metazoa, Arthropoda, Insecta, Lepidoptera, Papilionidae.
UUGCUAAAAUAUUAAUUAAAAAGGACCCAAUCUAUUAUAUCACUUCGCAAUCAACGUGCGGCCUAAUUGUGUUAUCAAGAAUCAACAGCGAUGGAUAAGGACACGGGGAAAAUGCCUAAAUUCGACCCGAAUACGGAAGCGUUUCAGAUGAGAGCUCAAUGGAAGAAGGCUGAAGCGUGCAGCAAACAAUGGGCUGAACUCUGGAGCUGGUUACUGGAUGAGCAAAGUCGGGCCUUGAAAGAAUCGAAGGCUAUACGAGAAGAAGCAGCUGCAGAACUUCCUCGUGCAAUAGGCAAAGCGGAGACAAAGAAAAGUCUUAAACCGGUACCAGUCACCUCCACUGGAUUUAUUGGGUGGAUUGCUUCCAAACCUGACUGUCAACUGGAAAUAUAUACGCCGUGGCUUACGCAUAUUCCCUUGAGACUACCUGAUGCCUGGGAAUGCAAGAAUUAUGAAGCUUACAAAUCAUAAUCUAAACAUUUGAUUUUAUGUUUUUAAAAUUAAAAAUAUAUCCAAUUCA